Messenger RNA from Lucilia cuprina (Australian sheep blowfly), 1514 nucleotides. It is a transcript of the gene CSN4, whose product is annotated as COP9 signalosome complex subunit 4. The transcript has 2 exons. Lineage: Eukaryota; Metazoa; Arthropoda; Insecta; Diptera; Calliphoridae. Bases 139 to 1365 code for a protein of 408 amino acids. The record is from RefSeq and is a predicted model, not a curated record. Gene Ontology annotation, cellular component: COP9 signalosome; cytosol.
UUGUUUGUUUACACCUCUUUUGUCAGAAGAAAUUUGCAAGAAAUAUUUUUGCAACGAUUUUAUUUUUACAUCUUAAACUUGGAAAAACACUUCAAAAUUUGUUAGAAAUUAAACAAAAAUACUAAACUCACAUCAAAUAUGGUCAUAACAUCCAAUACUUUGCGUAGCCAAUUAAUGGCUCUGGUAAAUUUCUCAGGAACACACAAAGAACAAGCCGACCGGUAUAGGCAAUUGUUGGAAGUGGUACUCACCAAUACCGGCAAUGAAUUGGUCGAUACUUUGAAACUGUUUGUGGAAGCCAUAGUCAAUGAACACGUUAGUUUAGUUAUAUCGCGUCAAAUUCUAAAUGAUGUUGGUAUACAAUUAAGUAAACUACCGGAUGAGGUGUCCAAGCAGGUGUCGCAUUUUACUUUGGAUAAGGUACAACCUAGGGUUAUAUCUUUUGAAGAACAAGUUGCUGGUAUACGACAGCAUUUGGCUGAUAUUUACGAACGUAAUCAGCAGUGGCGUGAUGCAGCCAAUGUAUUGGUGGGCAUUCCUUUGGAAACCGGUCAAAAGCAAUAUACCGUGGAUUAUAAGCUGGAGACAUAUUUGAAGAUAGCAAGAUUGUAUUUGGAAGAAAAUGACUCGGUUCAGGCUGAAUUUUACAUAAAUCGUGCUUCGUUAUUGCAGGCAGAGACACAAAUUGAAGAAUUACAGGUUCUCUAUAAAGUGUGCUAUGCCCGCGUUUUGGACUAUCGACGUAAAUUUAUUGAAGCUGCUCAACGUUACAACGAACUCUCCUAUCGCACUAUAGUGGAUGAGGGUGAACGUAUGACCGCCUUAAAAAAGGCUCUUAUAUGCACCGUUUUAGCCUCGGCUGGUCAACAACGUUCGCGUAUGUUGGCUACACUGUUUAAAGAUGAACGCUGCCAACAAUUACCGGCCUAUUCGAUUCUGGAGAAAAUGUAUUUAGAUCGUAUUAUACGUCGUUCAGAAUUGCAAGAAUUUGAGGCUUUAUUACAGCCACAUCAAAAAGCUGCCACCGUUGAUGGUUCUUCUAUUUUGGAUCGUGCGGUAUUUGAGCAUAAUCUCUUAUCGGCCAGCAAAUUGUAUAAUAAUAUAACUUUUAUUGAAUUGGGCGCAUUGUUAGAGAUACCAGCUGCUAAAGCGGAAAAUAUUGCCUCACAAAUGAUAACCGAGGGUCGCAUGAAUGGUCAUAUCGAUCAGAUAAGUGGUAUUGUACAUUUUGAAAAACGUGAAGUCUUACCCUUGUGGGAUCGUCAAAUACAAUCUCUGUGCUAUCAGGUUAAUUCGAUUAUCGAGAAAAUCGCUGCUUCUGAACCCGAAUGGAUGUCACAGACAUUAGAUGAAAUUAAUUCUUAAGUAGCGGUGAGCAUUUUGGCGUAAUAUUUUUAAAGCUGGCUUUUGUAUAAGACACUUGUUUUGUGUUUGAAGGAGUGUUUCCUUUUUCUGAUUUGUUAAAUUAUUUUCGUAAAUUUUCUCAAAUAAACUUAUAAGGUUUUAAAAGCGGA